Ambispora leptoticha is the source of this 447-nucleotide messenger RNA. NCBI's taxonomy places the organism in Eukaryota, Fungi, Glomeromycota, Glomeromycetes, Archaeosporales, Ambisporaceae. The record is from the annotation of a GenBank genome assembly.
CUAAAAUCCAUGGUGAAAUUUUCAAAAUCUGGGUCGGUCUACAACGUCAGAUAGUACUAAGCAGUGCAGAAUUAAUUGAACAACUUAAUAUUCCAUCCGCGAAAGGUAAUUUCAUUAUUCGUUAUGCGUAUCAUGAAGGUUUGGAAGCAUGGGGAACUGAUACCGGGAUUACAUUUAAUCAAGUUGGCGAUUUAAUCGAAACACCUCAUCGAAACGAAAAAUACUUUACCGACCCCGAAAAAUUUAUACCAGAAAGGUUUAUCAAUGAUGGUAAUGACGGAAAAAAUUUCUUCAAAAAAGCAUUUUAUCCAUGGGGUGGUGGACUAAACAUUUGUUCUGCGAGAAAUAUCGGACUCGCUUUUGUAAAGAUGCUGCUGAUUCUGUUGUAUCGUAAUGACGAGGUUAAAUUGGUUAAUGCGGAUAAACAAUACUUCAAGAUUCCCACAU